Messenger RNA from Scylla paramamosain (green mud crab), 2008 nucleotides. RefSeq names its product protein Churchill-like. Gene Ontology annotation, biological process: fibroblast growth factor receptor signaling pathway; multicellular organism development; positive regulation of DNA-templated transcription. The transcript is spliced from 6 exons. Gene Ontology annotation, molecular function: zinc ion binding. Bases 286 to 627 code for a protein of 113 amino acids. NCBI's taxonomy places the organism in Eukaryota, Metazoa, Arthropoda, Malacostraca, Decapoda, Portunidae. The record is from RefSeq and is a predicted model, not a curated record.
GACUCAGCCUGCCGAAACCUUCCUUGAGUGUUUACAUGAAGAACUCGGGCGAGGCAUCACAGGACCCACCUUACCUCUGCCCACCACUGCCCCUCUCUCCUUAACUACGCUGUCUAACCCCGGGGAGUGCCACAUAGCUAGCCACCUCAGAGGGGAGUGACAUUCCAAAGUAGAGAGGCACAGAACAAGCAGCUUGUCUCGUGUGCUUGCUCCUGUUGAGCUGAGAACCAAGAGAGCGGUACUGAGGCGGGGAAUGUAAAGAGAAGAGAGAUGUGAACCAGAAGGAUGUGUCAAGAUUGUGUCAAGGAGGAGUUUCCAGACAGGGGCACAGUGUGCCUGGACUCGGGGGCUUACCUUGCUAACUUGGCCGGGUGUCAGGGCUGUGGGCACAAGGACACGCUGAGGGAAGCCAACAAGACAACAUCCCCCUCCCAUGCUGCCCAGGAGGUGACUGAGUAUGACCACGUGUGUGGGACGUGUAGCCAUGUGGUAGCCAGACACGUGCACACCUUCUGGCUGGAGGACGACUAUCAGCAGUAUGAGAUGAGCUGCCUGCUGUGUGGUGAGGCUGAGGACUCCCGCUCCUGCCUCCCUCACGACCCACGCCUUGAGGCUGCACUCUUCUGAGGACCCAAUCCUGCCUCACCACAGCUUUACUUUAUACCUUCACCCUGUAGAUAUAUAGCACACCCUGUCUUACUGCCACACUCUAGCCUCACCCAGUCUCACUGUCACAUCCUUGCCUUUCUGCCUUACUGCCUUACCCUGUGGGGUAAGGCAGUAUUUUUGUAUUUUCAUCCUUCCUCACUGUCUCUCUGCCUCACUGUUUUACCCUGUAGCAUUUCUCUAUAGCCUCACCCUGUAUCUUCACCCUGCUUUAUCCUGUCUCACCUUGUUUCACCCUGUAUCCACAUCCGAUACCCUCACCCUUCCAUACCCUGCCUGACCCUAAAGCCUCAUCCUUUCUCAGUCCAUAUUCCUAUUCUCAGCCUCACUCUUAUCUAUAGCAUCACUCUUACACCCUGUAGCCUAAUUCUGCCUCACUUUAUCUCACCCUAAAGACAAAAAAUGCUCUCCAUUCCUCACACAUCCUUCCUCACCCUCAGCAUAUACCCUCACACCCUGCAUUGCCACUCUUAGUACACUCUUACUUACUUUUUUUUUGUCAGUUUGCCACUUUCCUAUUCAAGUGGGUUUCCAAGAUUCAGCUUUCCAGUCUCAUCAACAACUGGUCUUAUGUCUCCUAUGUAUAUGUGCCGUGCCUGUCCAUCUGUCACAAGAACAUAGAGGAAUCCACAAGAAGCCACAAAACCUACACAUGACAGUCCCUGUGAAGUCUUCCCUGCUGGCACCUACAGAGAAAUUUGUGUUUGUGUUGUGCCUACGGUAGUCUCCUGCAGAAGGCUGAGGCCCAAUGCGGUCACUGCUUGCUGGGAAUCACUGUGAAGGAAACUAAUUAAGAAAAGAUUGUGUACAUAAGGAAAGUUUCAAUAAUACACACUGAGGCAAGGAUAAGGAGAAAAUGAGAAAAGUAUUGUACUCGGAGUAACAUGCAUUGAGACUGGAAGACAAAUAAAAGAAAGAGAGAGAGAGAGAGAAAAAAAAACUAUUGUAUUUGGAUUGACUGAUGCAUUGAGACAGAUACAGAUAAAGAAAAAAAAAGCUAUUUCACUUAGAUUAACUGAUUCAUUGAGGCAGGAAUACAGAUAAAAGGAGAAGAAAAAAAAACUAUUGUAUUUGGAUUGGCAAAUACAUUUAGACAGGAACACUGAAAAACAACUCUUGUACUUUGAUUGACUAAUUAGAAAUAUAUCUAGCACCAUAACUAUGAAAAACAACAGCUGUACUUUGAUUGAUUAGAAACACAUCUGGCACCACAACUAUGAAAAACAACAACUGUACUUUGAUUAGAAACACAUCUAGCACCACAAUCCUUGUCACCAACUUGUGGCUCUGAAUGUACUUCUCUGUGCUAAUGUGAAUAAAAGUUACAAAUUUGAAACAGCAA